Molecule: messenger RNA, 3096 nt
Organism: Paramuricea clavata
Lineage: Eukaryota; Metazoa; Cnidaria; Anthozoa; Malacalcyonacea; Plexauridae
Source: the annotation of a GenBank genome assembly
AUGGCAAAGAAACGAAUAGAAACUGCAAAGACAAAUAUGUUGGAAGCAAAGGUAAAGAACGAGGAAAAGAGAGCGCAUCGACUUAAAAUGAAGCUCAAUCGUCUUGAUAAACGAGUAAGUUAUGUUUUUAUUAUAAAUAAUAGAGAUUUUGAAACAAUUUCAUUUAUCUGUUUGCCUUGAUUUAUAUGGUGUUGUUUUAUAUGGUCAGUUUAUCACAUGUUAGCUGUCUGCAGUGCUUUAAUCUAUAUUUUAUAUGGUAGUACGCUCAUAAUAUAAAGCAGCAAAAUAGCCUGAAGCUAAAAUAUUGACAGUUCAACUUCAAGUCUUUAAACUGAGUUUAAAUGUUUGAUACUGCUGUUAUAGACUGACUAUUAAACACACAGCUUUUGUUUAGAUAUACAAAAAUGUACACUUGACCCCACCUUUCCCUUGGCUUGUACAUACCUAAUGUAUACUGGGGUGCUUUUUUAAGGAGGCAGUGGAAUAUAAAAUAGGAUAUACCCUAGGAUUGCUAGAAAUUUAGUACUGAGAGAUUGGUACUGGACAUGUCACCUGGCUUUGAUUAGACCAGUUUGUUUGCUGACACUGUCAGUGCACCUUAAUAUUUUUGUUAACACAUUUCCUAAAAAAAAUAUUGUGGUGCAGGGAUGCUGGAACCACAGGCGCCGUGGGUGCAAAUGCACCUCUUGACUUUUGUAUUUGGAACUUAAAAAAUGCAAGGAGUGCAUUUGCGCCCGUGCUUCUAGCAUCCCUGGUUAGUGCUCUAGUAUUAGACAAAUUAACCUAGUCAGCGGCAAAAGAUUGAGUGACAAGAUUAUAAUUUCUUGUUGUUUAACAUUAUAUAGGUAGCCAGUUUAGUAAAUGAAGUGGAGGAGAGGGUUGAAAUUGAAAAGGAAUUAGGAGGAGGCACUUUAGCUAGUAAUCAGGGAGGUAGAGCUAGGAAAAAGGUAGUAUUCUUGGGUGAAAAAGCAGCAGGAAUGAGGAGAAAGAACCCAACUACAGCUUUACAUAAGAAUGUCAGUGUGUCAACAGCUAGACAACGAUGCAAGGAAACCAUGCAGGCAGAUAUUGAAAUACAUGGAGGUUCACAGCAAGAUCUGCGUCCUGGCACUGUGGGCUUGUUGGAUACUUUGGAAAGCAGAUGUGAUGUUAAGGAUAUUGCAGAAGCAAUAAGUAGUGAUAGUGGUAGAAAGUUAAUGAAGAAUAAGGUUUUUCCCAAAGUUUAUAAGCAGGAUCUUUGCAUAUUUGAACGCUCAACUCAAAAUAUGCUAAGAUCUAUUGCUCUUUAUUAUGGUAAAGGGGUAAUGGGGAAAGUAAAGUAUAUGUCAGCAUGUAGCAACAUUGUGUUUGAGCGUUUGGCUGCAAAGAAGAAGGCUGUUCGAAUCAAGGUUGCCAACUGCCCAAUUCCAAAGCUUGUCCCUUACCAUAAACUAAUGCCUUAUAUUAGAUCUAUAGAUAUAGGUAAGUUAUUUAGUGUUAGGGAGACUCUCUGUGAUGGAUUGGAGGAUGCAGAGAAGAUAAUUGGUUGCUACCGUAACCUUGAAGAUCUAGUGCUUAAACUGGCCGAAUUUUAUUUAUGCAAUGAUCUUUAUGAUAUCCUUACAUUUGGUGUUGAACCUUAUACGUUUCAUAUAGCUUUAGGUGGUGAUGGUGCUCCUUUUGGGAAAGAUGAUACCGCAUGUGCAUGGCUUGUCAGCAUUCUUAACAUUGGAAGAGGAGUGCUAAGUAGCAAUGAAAAUUUUUUAUUGUUUGGCGCAAACUGUAAGGAAGAUUGUGUACCGGUUAAGCGGUUUAUCAACAUCUUAAUGAAAGAUAUUGGUUGGAAUUGAGAGCACCACUUACACAAUUGCAUACAAGGGUUCUUCUGUUCAGGCUAAUUUUUUUGUUUCAGAGCUGCCAAAUGACAUGAAAAUGUUGGCAUUUCUUGGUGGUGAAUUAAGUAACAGUGCCAAGUAUUAUUCUUCAUUUGCAGAUGUCACUGCUGACGAUCACAGGAAUGCAAAGGGGACACUUGGAAAGGAGAAAAACUGUACAUGGAAGCCUUGGGAAUAUGCUAAGAGGUUGGAAGUUGCUGCAGAAGUUGUGAAAAUGAAGGCAAAGGUAAAUGUGCAGCCAAUUUCCGAGGCGACUAAAAGAUCAAAGGUCACAAAAUUUAUAGCUGGAAAGAAGAGCAGGCAAGAAUUUGUUCCCCUAGUAGGUAGAGUUAUUGAUCGAGCACAUGUAGAUCCUCUGCAUCUGAAGAAUAAUAUAUGUGCCUUAGUCCAUUGCCAUAUUUUAAACCUAGUUAUGUCAAUGUCUAAACUCUCAAGUUCUGUAACAUGUUUUAACAAAGUUCCCCAUACAUCACCAUUUUUUGUUUACAUUGACACAUUAAGAUCAAAGUGUUGUCUUUCUAGGUUAGCAAAUAAAGUUCAAAAAUGGUUCAAUGAUACUAAUGGAAUGGGCAAAGACUUUGAUUAUAGGUUUACUGGGAAAGACUCGCGUCUAUUUUUGCAUAAUUUUAUGUUUUUAAUUGAUGUUCUUGAACGACUUUCCACAGAUAUGGCAAAGAAGGUUUUCCACAUCCACGCCUACCUUUGCUUGUGUUUGCGUGAAUGUGUGUCUUUAUUUUGUAGAGUUACAAUAUCUAAUGAACAGGUAAGUAGACUUCAGGAACUGUGCACUUCUUUUUUCCGUGGUUAUUUGUUGUUCUUUAACAUCAAUUCAACUAUUUGGACACUUGGUUAUGUUGUGCCAUCACAUACAAGAGAAAUGAAAGCUAAGUAUGGUUUCGGACUUGGUCUUAACUCUAUGGAAGGUAGGGAAGCGAAGCAUAUUGCUAUUGCUCAAUAUGCUCGAAAUACUGCAUAUCGCCAACGAUGGGAGCAAAUAUUUCUUCAUGAAUAUAUUUCCCUUAUUUGGUUACAUGAGAAAGGUUAUCGUACUAGCAGUAUAACUCAAACUACACUUUCAUAUAUUCCAGCACGUGUCAAAGAGAAUGGGUUUUGUAACUGUGGGUUAAGCAAGGCAGAAACCGAGGAUAAGUGCAGAUUCUGUAAUCAUAGUUUCCGGAACAAAAUUGAGGUUAGUAUUACUAAUUGCAAGUCAAUGUUCUGA